This is a messenger RNA of Naegleria fowleri, 849 nucleotides long. RefSeq lists its product as uncharacterized. The coding region runs from base 1 to 849 and encodes 282 amino acids. NCBI's taxonomy places the organism in Eukaryota, Heterolobosea, Eutetramitea, Acrasida, Naegleriidae. The transcript has a single exon. The record is from RefSeq and is a predicted model, not a curated record.
AUGUUUCAGUCCUCUUCUGCUGAUGAGGAACAAUUCUCACAACAAUUUUUCGGAAAGUCUUCACGAGCAAUUUUGGAUGAAAUUUACAAUGUAGCCUAUGUGAAUAUUUGCGAUGCAUAUGAUCAUGUUGAGGAAUGGGCUAUUCAUCAAAUCGGGAAAGAUCCGACGAUUAACAAGGAAGAUUUAAAAGAAAUUUCUCGGUUAAUUCGGGAUGCAGUCCAAAAGCUUGCAAACCAAAGUAUUCUAAUACUUGGUCAUCAGUCUGAUCUUUUGGAGAAAGCUGCUAUGGAGAGGUGUUUCAACAUGCCACAAAUACCACCCGAUUGUCGUGAUAGUUAUUGUAAGCUCGUAACAAGCGAUAUUACGUUAUUAUCAGCAAACAAAGAGGAUGCUCUAGUAUUUUUUGAUGAUGGUCUGUCAACUUCCGAUAAUGAAAUAAUAGAAGUUCUGACAGAAAUUCACAAAGUUCAGCAAGAUAUUAAUCAAUCACAUGAAGAGAUGGUGCAAGGAAUUGUUCAAGGACGAUCCUUACUGCAUGAACGACAAGAAAUUAUGAGAUCUUUAAAUUAUUAUGCUCAACAUAACAAGAAAUUGGAAUCUGUACAACAACAACUCAUGCAUCUCUCGAUGAGCUUGGAACAAACAGUGAAUUCUCUUAUCAAACAUGCUCAACAUCUUCAUCGACAAUAUAACAGUACGAAGAAAGCAUUCGAGGAGCAAUUUGCAGUUCAAGAUCAAGAAAGCAUUUUUUCACAAGGAGGUAUAUUUGAUGACCAAUCCUCAUCGUUUACUGAGAGCAACAAAUCCUCACAACAAUCGGAAACGUCCAAAAAGUCUUCCAAAAACUAG